Prunus armeniaca (apricot) is the source of this 714-nucleotide messenger RNA. The record is from the annotation of a GenBank genome assembly. Lineage: Eukaryota; Viridiplantae; Streptophyta; Magnoliopsida; Rosales; Rosaceae.
AUGUCUGGGAUCUCCCCGGAUGUCAUCAGCCACAAGCUCAGCAUCUCCCAUUCUUUCAAGCCGGUCCGACAGAAGAGACGAUCCUAUGACGCCGAACGAUACGAGGCCAUGAAGACCGAAGUAGACAAGCUUCAAGCAAUCGGCUUCAUCUGCGAAGUCACCUACCCCAUUUGGCUCGCCAAUUCAGUCUUUUUGAAGAAAUCUGGAGGCGCUUGGCGAAUGUGCCAGGAUUACACCAAUUUGAAUAAAGCAUGUCCGAAGGAUAGCUUUCCACUACCAAGAAUUGACCAACUGGUGGACGUCACGGCUGGCCAUGAGCUCCUCAGCUUCAUGGACGCCUACUCCGGCUACAACCAGAUUUUCAUGCAUCCUACAGAUCGUGAGCAUACAGCAUUCAUUACCGACAGAGGGCUUUAUUGCUACAAUGUCAUGCCGUUCGGCCUAACGAAUGCUGGAGCUACAUACCAGCGAUUGGUCAACAAAAUCUUUGCCGAACUCAUUGGCACUUCAAUGGAAGUCUACGUAGACGAUAUGCUAGUCAAAAGUCGGACCGCCGACGAUCAUCUUCGAAACCUCUCACUCAUGUUCGGCAAGCUGAAAAAAUACAACAUGCGCCUGAACCCGAGCAAGUGCGCCUUCGGCGUCUCUUUCGGCAAAUUCCUGGGCUUCAUGAUCAGCCAAAGUGGGAUUGAAGCCAACCCCAAGAAGAUCUGA